Messenger RNA from Orbicella faveolata, 1915 nucleotides. RefSeq names its product adenosine receptor A2a-like. Lineage: Eukaryota; Metazoa; Cnidaria; Anthozoa; Scleractinia; Merulinidae. Gene Ontology annotation, cellular component: membrane. The record is from RefSeq and is a predicted model, not a curated record. Gene Ontology annotation, biological process: G protein-coupled receptor signaling pathway. Gene Ontology annotation, molecular function: G protein-coupled receptor activity.
CAUCGAAAACACACCUAAAAAAAUACGAUUCGAGGGAAUCGUGCCUGCCUUGGACGAUGAGACUCGGAGACAUACAUACUGAAAGAUGUUAUAUUUAAUCAGGGUCUAUGCUGAUAACGUAUUUAUUGUUUUUGUUGUUGUUGUUGUUGUUGUUGUUGUUUUCGAUGCUUAUUAUCACGACGAAAGCAAAGUUUGCUCCUUGACUUGGGGUGUUACGUUUUCAAAAAAGCUUUUCGGGAAGUAACAAGGUUAAACCAGUGUUGAGUACCUAUGGAAAAUUCAGAUACCGGCUCCGAAUGUCUUCAGAACUUCUCCACUGCUGUGCCAUUAACUGCUCUGAUUCCAGUAGUAACUUUGUCAACGCUUGCUGGACUUGCAGCCGUCUUCCUAAACGUCUUGGUGAUCUGGGUAAUUUACCAAACUCCCACUUUACGUUCUGUGACGAAUUAUUGGAUUAUUUCUCUGGCGGUUGCAGAUUUACUGAUUGCCAUCUUGGGUGUACCAGUUUGGUGUUUGAGAUUGCUUCACAAGGCGGAACUCAUAAAAUUCAAUGUACACAAUCUUUUCACGGUGAUCGUGGUUUUGACGCUAAGCUCGUCCUCCAUGAACCUUUUAGCACUUAGCUACGAUCGAUUUGUUGGCGUCAUCUCGCCGUUUAAGUAUCACACUCGGUUAACCCGAGCAAGGAGUGGAAAAAUCAUUGUCGGCAUUUGGAUAUCGUCUCUUUCUGCCGCUUUUGCAACAUUACGGAAAAAAUGCGCCAUUUCCCCGGAGGGACAUUUUGUCCUCUUCACAGGGAUCUUCGGUAUUCCGUUCCUAUUCAUCGGUUAUAUUUAUUUCCGUAUUUUCAAAGAAGCUAAAAGACAGAAACGUUUGAUUAAAGUUCAAAUAGUCACAUCAAGUCAAGCUCACGACCAGCCAAGCUUCAUGAGAGAAAAUAAAGCUGCAAUGACAGUUGCUAUGGUUACUGGCUCCUUUGCAUUUUGUUGGCUUCCAAGUUGGGUUGAUUCAAUAAUCCAUCUUGUUUCUCCCACACUGUGGAAUGAAACUCAGGUAUGGUUGGCCACAACUACUCUGGCCUUAUUUCCUCCUGUUUUAAAUCCUAUUUUUUAUUCGGUGCGAAUUGAGGCUUUCAGGAACACAUUUCGUACUGUUGCUUUCAGAAACAGGAAGCGAAAUUCUGUCAACGUCAUUCGUAAUUUUUGAAAAACUUUCCUAUAUACAUCGGAUAUAUGUGACAUUUUAUUACCUUUUUAUUUCUUUUUUUUUGGUAUUCACUGGUGUUUAUAUAAUAAAAAUAAAUAUAAUAAAUAAAUAUAGUAACAAUCAGCAGGCGAGAGGUUACAAUAAUUUUUCAACCCGAAAUAAGUAUGCACCUGAAAUCAAGUUUUUUACUUUGAAUAGUUUCGACGUUAUCGCAGAAUAAUUAGUCUGUCUGUACAAACUUAGAAACUGGGUCUUUUAUUUCACAAACAGCUGUAAAAACAGCAAACAUCAUAAUAUUUUCUUAAGAUGAUGGCUGGUGAAGACCAUCAUUUUUCAAACAUCAACGUUGACAAACCUUUUAAAGAGGUCAGUGAUAAAGAAAUAGAGAAAUUGACGACUGAAAUGAAACUUGGAUGUUGGUUGGUUAAAAGUAAUGAGUUAAACGCAAGGGAUGAGCCAUUUGCCUUUUAAGGGGGAGGGGGGCGGCGGAUGAUUUUGAAAACUACAUCCCGAAGCAUAUUUGUACCAAAAUAAAUUCAUUCACACCGCGACCACUGCCGAAAAAAAAAUCCACGCACGUUCAGUGAGCCGAAAAAGGCACGUUACACGAAGAAAAGCAUUAUACAUACACACGUCCCGAGAAAAGAAAUUCCUUUUGCAUGAAAAGGAUAAAAAACUCGUGCCUGCAUCGAAUCCCACCGCCCCCCCC